Messenger RNA from Helianthus annuus (common sunflower), 1561 nucleotides. RefSeq names its product FBD-associated F-box protein At5g60610. The record is from RefSeq and is a predicted model, not a curated record. Lineage: Eukaryota; Viridiplantae; Streptophyta; Magnoliopsida; Asterales; Asteraceae. Gene Ontology annotation, molecular function: protein binding. The coding region runs from base 56 to 1561 and encodes 501 amino acids. The transcript has 3 exons.
AAGGAUCUAGCAUAUAUACGAAUGCGUGUUUGAAUCAAGGUAGAGUGGGGAAAGAAUGGAUUCUAGCCAUGGUAAAAAGAGAAUGAAUGUAGAGGACGACGAUAGACUAAGCAGCUUGCAAGAUGAGCUUAUCCAUAAAAUUCUUUCUUUUAUUGGUAUCAAACAUGCUAUUCAAACGAGUGUUUUGUCAUCGAGAUGGAGGUUUAUUUGGACUUCAAUGCCUUAUCUCAAUUUCUCAUGGGACGAUUUCUGUAAGUUACCCAAGUUCUCCGAAUUUGUCACUCGUGUUCUCUCUGGCCGCAAUAAUCAAACAGAAGUGUCUUCAGUCAAGCUUAGUAAUUUUCGCGGAAAGGAUGGCGAUGUGAUUGCCGAACAAAUCAUGAAGUAUGCAAUCUCUCACAAUAUCCAACAACUGGAUGUUGCAUGCUUGCCUCAGAACAUUGUCUUAACAACAUCUACUUGGGAGCUCCCUGUCUUAACAACAUUGUAUCUCGAUGGUGUCACUUUGUGUUGUGAUGAAAAGACUGAUAAGUGCAUUGAUUUUUUCUCCAAGUGUGCAAACUUGAAGAAUCUUACCUUAAAAAGUUGCUAUACGAAGGGAUUUAAGGGUUUAAGUAUUUGUCUUCCUCUACUAUCUAAUCUUACACUUGAAGAUGGUUGUGGUAGUGUGAAGGUUUACAAUAUUGUUGCACCUCAACUCAAGAACCUCAAUAUGAGUGGUGUCGUUACGCAAGACCAUCAGUAUCUGAUUUCUGCGCCCGACCUUGUAUCCUUGCUUUAUAAAGGGUUUUAUGAUUUGUCACUUUCUACAGACGAUUUCCCCUCUUUGGAGAAGGCGGAUAUUUGUGUAUCUUAUCCAAGAGAUGCUCAUCAAGCUCUACGUCUGCUUCAACAACUUCACAAUGUCAAGUCUCUUACACUUAACUUGGAAAUUGUUGAGCUUCUAAAUAAAUCUGUGGAUUUAAUGUCGUAUCAACCUUCUCCGUUUGUUAACUUAAAGAGUUUAAAGAUUCAUCCUGUAAGAGAACUUUCAAAGGUUCGAGAACACAAUAGAGGAAAGAUGUCUGCGGAAGUCAAAAGCUAUUUGCUAGAUAGUUCUACAGGUGGCACCUUAAUAAUGGUGUCGCGUGAGGAUAUUAGAGCUAUUAAAGACACCAAGUUUGCACAAGAAUUUGUUUCAGAGUUAUGGGAGCUGUUAGAGGUGGAGAAAGCUAUAAGAGAGGCCAAAAUGACGAUGCAUGAGCAAGGGAGGCCACAUUUUAGUGAACAUAUCUAUAAGUGUAACAAUAUGUGUUGGGAAUAUACGAGUGUGCAGGUUAAAGAAGGGAAAGAAAAGACUUCUGACAUUAUCUCAAUGUUGCAAAAUAUUAAAGGAUUACUGGCAAAGCUGCCUACAUCAAACCAGGCUACCAUUCAACCAUCUUUUUCUACUUUGUGUGCUGAGGCCGCCAUCGUGACGCAUAAAAUAACAGAAUGCAUAAAGAUGGACUGUGAUGAGAAUCAAAGACGUUUAAAUGUGUGCUUGCAUGAACUUGCUACCACGUUGCAGCCGUCUUCUUAG